Messenger RNA from Rhipicephalus microplus (southern cattle tick), 1353 nucleotides. RefSeq names its product Y+L amino acid transporter 2. Gene Ontology annotation, biological process: amino acid transmembrane transport. Gene Ontology annotation, molecular function: L-amino acid transmembrane transporter activity. The record is from RefSeq and is a predicted model, not a curated record. Gene Ontology annotation, cellular component: membrane. Lineage: Eukaryota; Metazoa; Arthropoda; Arachnida; Ixodida; Ixodidae.
AUGAAGCUGUGGGCAUCCGAGUUGAUGCUGUCGAGUGGUCUAUGCGCUGCCGAACUUGGUGCGCUUCUACCGGCAUCAGGUGGCGACUACACAUUUUUCCUCGCCGCCGGCAGGCCGUACGGAAAAUACGUUGACAUACCGGCCUUUCUUUCCGCCUGGGGUUCUUUUUUCGUGGAUCCUGCGUACGUGACUAUACAGGGAUUGACCUUCGCGGCAUACGUGCUCAGUCUACCGUACCCGGACUGUGUUCCGCCCAACGAGCUGCUUGUCUUGGUCGCCUGUCUGUUCAUCACUUUGGCCACAGCCGUCAACUGCUUUUCCAUCAGGACAUCUGCCAAGGUACUGGACAUUUUUUCUGGUCUCAAGUGCACCUUCCUGUACGCAGUGAUCAUCACAGGAGCAAUAUACUCAUUUCAUGAUAUCAACACUAAUGUGGGAUUUCCUUACUUUCCCGAAAUGACAGGCAAUCAUAUCUUCGAUUACCAGCCUUCAGGCACUCCUCCUUCGUCCGGAGAUAUAGUAUCGGCACUGUACUCUGCGGUCUAUAGCUACAGUGGAUGGACUUGCAUCACCUACAUCGCUGAAGAAACCAAAGACCCUGGCCGGAACAUCCCUAUCGCCAUAGCCGUCAGCACCGCCAUCACCGUGGUCACAUACCUGCUGACCAACUUAGCCUUCUUCGUCGUUCUGGACGCCGACAGCGUCAUGAGUACGGAUGUUGUAGCCGUCGCGUUCGUGCGCGUAGUGUGGGGCCAGGGUAUGGCAAGCGUCGUGCCCUUGGUCAUCGCACUGACAGUGUUCGGGUCAACGUGCGCCAGUGUGCUCGUGUGUUCGAGGGUCCUCUUCGCAGCCAGCCGACAGGGUCACCUGGCUCACGUCAUGUCCUACGUGCACGUGUACAAUGCCGUACCGCUGCUAGCCGUGGUGACUCGCUGCUUUUUAUCUCUGGCCUUUGCCCUUACCGGCUCGGUCCACUUCCUGAUAGAGGCGAGCAUCCUUCUGAACAACGUCAGAGAAGCGGCGAGCGUCGUGACGUUGUUCCUCCUGCGCCGCACGAUGCCGAACGCGCCGAGACCUUACCGGGUGCCCACCGCUGUCGCCGUGUUGAGGAUCGUCGUGUGCUUUGUGCUGGCUACAGUGACCCUAGUCCAGGUUAGGCGGUACGCGUACCAGUACGCCUUACUGGCGAUCGUGUUUGUGAUGGGGGCUUUUUACUACUACUUUUGUGUUAAGAACAAGCUUCGGCUUCGCGGAUAUGAAAAGCUGAUGGUGUUUCUUCAGAAGUGCUCCAAGUCGGCUCCCUGCACUGAAGAAUUGGAAAGCCAGAAUGUGUGUUUUACCGAUUGUGCAUAA